AUGCUGCUAGCUGUCGUCUCAUUGGGUCUCCUGUUAGCCCUCCUCCUGUUCCUGCGACACGUGGGCUGGGCCUUGGUAGUUAUCUGCUGGUUUGAGAACGUGCAGCAGCCGAUCUGCAACCUGCUCAUGGGCGACACAAAGGAGCAGCGAAUCCUGCGCCAUGUUCAGCAGCACGCAAAGCCUGGAGACCCCGAGGGUGUCCUGGAGGCCAUUGACAGCUACUGCUCACAGAAGGAGUGGGCCAUGAACGUGGGUAACGUAAAAGGCCAGAUCGUGGAUGCAGUGAUUCGGGAGUACAGCCCCUCGCUGGUGCUGGAGCUUGGCGCCUACUGCGGCUACUCAGCUGUGCGUAUGGCCCGCCUGCUGCCACCGGGAGGCAGGCUUCUCACCAUGGAGAUGAACCCUGACUACGCUGCCAUCACCCAGCAAAUGGUGGACUUUGCUGGCCUAGGAGACAAAGUCACCAUCCUCAUUGGGGCAUCGCAGGACCUCAUCCCCCAGCUCAAGAAGAAGUACGAUGUGGACACGUUGGAUAUGGUCUUUCUGGACCACUGGAAAGACCGCUACCUGCCGGACACACAUCUCCUGGAGGAAUGUGGCCUGUUGCGCAAAGGGACGGUGCUCCUAGCUGACAAUGUCAUCAUCCCGGGCACCCCCGACUUCCUGGCAUAUGUGAGGGGGAGCAGCAGCUUCGAGUGCACACACUACAGCUCAGAGCUGGAGUACUUAAAUGCAGUAGACGGCCUGGAGAAAGCGAUCUACACGGGUCCAGGCAGCCCGCCUUGAGCUUCCCUUUCAGCUCCCUUCUGCAAGAUGACACACACCCACGCUGGCCCCUUCUGUGCUUCUGGUGCCUGUCCUCAAGCGCUGUGGUU
Messenger RNA from Acomys russatus (golden spiny mouse), 875 nucleotides. RefSeq names its product catechol-O-methyltransferase (gene Comt). Gene Ontology annotation, cellular component: membrane; dendrite; axon. Lineage: Eukaryota; Metazoa; Chordata; Mammalia; Rodentia; Muridae. The record is from RefSeq and is a predicted model, not a curated record. The transcript is spliced from 4 exons. The coding region runs from base 1 to 786 and encodes 261 amino acids. Gene Ontology annotation, molecular function: catechol O-methyltransferase activity; magnesium ion binding. Gene Ontology annotation, biological process: developmental process; catecholamine catabolic process; dopamine metabolic process.